UUUUUAUCUAUCAUGUAUACAAUUGUAAAAUUUGGAGAGCAUAAGACAGAAAGUUUCGUCUUAAGAGAACAUUUGAUUAUCAAUUUCAAAAGAAUCAUACCUUGACAGUUCAAGAAAAGUACAAAUGUCUUUUGGAUUCAAUUAUUGAUAGAAAAGACUAAAAGAUUCGGAGGAGCAAGUUUACCACAAGAGACAAAGAACACUUUUUUUUCUAACUUGUAACUACAAAUGUAUACAAGUCUACAAGCUGUAAAAUCUUAAGGAAAACUGAAUUUACAAAAUGUGAAUGGAACUUCGUAUUUGACAAUAUACAAAAAUCGAGUUGUAAAUAGCUGUCAUGACAACAGAACCGGAAGUAACACAAACACCACCUCCAUCAGAAGCCAGCAGUCAGUGUAAGGAAUCGGAUAUUGAUACGGAUGUCCACGAUGAAGACGAGGAUUGGGAUACUGAUCUGGAAGAAGACAAAUUUCCACAUCGAGAAGCUAUCCCAGAGAAAGAGAAAUCUGUAGUGGUGUAUGAAAAAGCUUGCAAGAAGUAUGGCAUUAUAACUUCUUCAAGUUUUCUCAGAGGUCUAAAAAAAGGCAAAGUUAAUGUCAACAACCAAGGAUUUGGUCCACUGGGUGCUAAAGCAGUAGCUUUGAGUUUAGUUUUUGACAGUGCUGUCACUCAACUUGCCAUUUCUGGGAACUUCAUUGGGCGAUCUGGAAUAAAACUUAUUACAGAUAUGUUAAAAGAAAACGACACCAUUACCAGUGUGGAUAUAUCGGAAAAUGCAUUGGGAUCAUAUGGAGCCGAACUCUUGUCAAGUUUGUUAGAAGACAACGCCAACAUAAUUAAUAUUAAUGUUUCAGGCAAUGGAUUCAACGAAUAUGAUGCUUGUUAUUUUGGGACCAUUUUAUCCAACUACAAAUCUGGUCUGAAAACCUUAGAUUUGAGCCACAAUCAGCUGAGUGACCAGGGCGGUAUUAUCUUGGGAAAAGCUUUAGCCAGCAACGAAACGCUGCAAGUUUUAAACCUGAGCUGGAAUAACAUUAGACAACAAGGCAUAAAAAGUCUCUUUAUUGGAUUAAAGGAUAACACUACUUUACAAGAGUUAGAUUUAUCUUAUAAUGGGAUUGGUGAUAAAGGAGUAGAAAGUAUUGCUGAAAGGAUACAUGAAUUGGAAUCCUUGCUUCACCUGGAUCUUAGUUCCAACAGAAUCGGUCAGAUUGGCAUAGGAAAACUUAUGAAAAGUAUUGGGCAUAACAAAUCUUUAAUCGAAUUGAAGUUGUCAAAAAACCCUAUUACUGCGGAAGGUGUAUGCUUAGCUAUUGGUAUUCUCAAAGAACAUCCAGAAUGUGGAUUACAGAUUUUAGAAAUUAAGGACAUAUCAGUAUCGAGUGCAUUUUCUACAUUAUUGGAGGAGUUAUUAGAAUUGAAACCAAGGUUUCGAUGCAAACAUGGUGGUUUUAGAAACCAAAAUGACAUAUUCAAAUUUGCAAUAAAACAAAGGGAAGAAAAUCUCUUGAACGAUCCUUUCAUGCAAUUAAUGGAUUUUGUUCACCAAAAGAAGUUAAGAUGGGUCGAUUUAUUUUAUCGGCUUGAUACAGACAAAAAUCUAUCGAUAAGUGAAGACGAAUUUCGCACUGGAUUAAAGAGCGCUGGUAUACCAGUAACAGAUUUUCAAAUAGAUCAACUGAUAGAAAGGUUGGAUGUAAACGAGGAUGGAGAAAUAGACUUCAAUGAAUUGCUAGAAGGACAAAAAAGGUAUGUCAGAAGAUUGGAGAAAAUAUUUGGGGCAUCUCCGGUUGAACCUGGACAAACCGGUCGAGGGACAAGACCUACAAGUGGCGCCAACAAAUCUCGCCCAUCUUCGUCAAACGAGUCCCGACCAUCAUCAUCAAAUAAAUCUCGACCGGUUUCGAGAAUAUUAAAUAGACCGUCUUCAAGGUCAGAUCACCAUACAGCUGGUUGAGGGAAAAUAUCAGUUGAUAAAACAAAUUAAAUUCCAUUCAUAAACAAGAUUGCGUUGACGCAAACGUCUGUCUCUCAUUUUUUUUUGCCUUGAUAUAUUCAUGCAUAUAUAUGUUUAUGUACUAGUACAUGUAGAAUGCAUACGUGUGAUUAAAACCCUUGAUAUGCCUUA
This is a messenger RNA of Mytilus californianus (California mussel), 2128 nucleotides long. Its product is annotated as leucine-rich repeat-containing protein 74A-like. The record is from RefSeq and is a predicted model, not a curated record. The transcript has 15 exons. The coding region runs from base 338 to 1957 and encodes 539 amino acids. Lineage: Eukaryota; Metazoa; Mollusca; Bivalvia; Mytilida; Mytilidae. Gene Ontology annotation, molecular function: protein binding; calcium ion binding.